AUGGUGAGGAAACAUGGUUGGCAACUUCCUGCUCACAAAUUUCAGGUGGUUGCGAUUACGGUGUUCUGCUUGUUGAGUGUUGCAUACUAUGCGUUUUUUGCUCCUUUUGUUAGAGGACGCAUUUGGGAAUACAUUCUCAUUGGUGUUUACUCUCCUCUGGCUCUCAUUGUUUUCGUUCUUUAUGUUCGGUGUACUGCAAUCAAUCCUGCAGAUCCAGGAAUCAUGUCAAAAUUCGAGAGAGGCGCAAAUAGAGGUGACAUGGGACAUGACUUACCUGCCAAAGAUAUCUCGAGAAAAUUUGAUGAAAUGGGCAGCCAUCUGCAGUCUUCUCCUUCAGUUGCCUCCAGGACUUCUACCUUAGCAGCAAACUCUAGCGUGAAAGGUUCUGUAGGGGAGGCUCAAAGAACGGAAACUGUUCGAAGAAAGUCUUGCUAUAAUCCUUUGGCAAUCUUCUGUGGCUUGUUUGUUUAUGAAGAUUGUCGCAAGAAAGAAGAGACGGAUGAACAACAGGGGGACAGGGAAGAAGCUCUGUUUUGCACGUUGUGCAAUGCUGAGGUCCGUAAGUUUAGCAAGCAUUGUCGAAGUUGCGACAAAUGUGUAGAUUGUUUCGAUCAUCAUUGCCGGUGGCUUAACAAUUGCGUCGGUCGCAAGAAUUAUGUGACUUUUAUAUCCCUGAUGGCUGUCAGUCUUCUCUGGCUCCUUGUUGAAGUAGCAGUUGGAAUUGCAGUUAUAGUGCGUGUAUUUGUUAAUAAGAAAGACAUGGAAGCCGAAAUCGUCAAUAGACUCGGAAAUGGAUUUUCUCGGGCACCUUUUGCUACGGUUGUUAGUCUCUGCACUGCUGUUUCCAUUUUAGCAUUGUUUCCACUAGGUGAACUUUUCUUUUUCCACAUGCUCCUCAUUAAAAAGGGCAUUACAACUUACGAGUAUGUUGUGGCAAUGAGAGCAAUGAGCGAGGCGCCAGCUGGUGCUUCGAUUGAUGAGGAAAUGCCUAACGUGUUAUAUUCUCCCUCUGGAUCUGCCACCACGGGCUUUAGUGGUCGAAGCUCCCUUGGUCUACCAUACAAGGGAGCCUGGUGCACUCCUCCUAGAGUGUUUGUUAAUUAUCAGGAUGAAGUGAUUCCUCAUUUGGACCCUGGAAUGGUCCCAUCGAACAUAGAUCCAGAUGCAGCUGAAUCAGGCGAGAGGGGCAACAAGGUUCCGAAGAGACCUGUCAAAAUUAGUGCUUGGAGACUCGCAAAGCUGGAUUCAAAUGAAGCUGCAAAGGCAGCAGCUAGAGCCCGAGCAUCAUCAUCUGUUCUAAGACCAAUAGAAAACCGUCAUGCACAAGAUGAUGAACUUAGUUCGAGUGGCACUAUCAGUGUCAUCAGUAGUGUAAGCACAGAUGCAAAUGGGGCAGUGUUGAGUAAAGAGACAAGAAAUAACGAUCCAAGGUUGUCUCUAUCUAGAAACUCUCUUGGUCCAAGCCAAGGUAGCCGGGACGAGUAUGAGACAGAGACUCACAGUAUGAGCAGUUUCAGCAGUCCAAGUCAUGUUCACGAGGCCGUCACGCUUAGUCCUCUCCCUCAAUAUCAUACUGCUGGCCAGUGCUUCACUGCAGCGGCCUCAUCCAAUUCUACCCGACCACCUCUUAAUCCAGCAAUCAAUCAUAUGAUCCACUCAACCUUUGAUGAAAAGAUAAUGCAGAAAGGAAACAACGUUGAUUCAUUGCUUCUCCCUGCUGCUCCUGCAACUUCUCUUCUGAGAGAUGUGAGAAAAACAUCAGUUGUUUGGGACCAAGAAGCAGGUAGAUAUGUAUCAGUUCCUGUAACAACAACAUCUGAAGGAAGAACCAGAUUUUCCGCACAGAACCAGCCAAUUCCUAGCUCACACAUGGGUAACACUCAGAAUCCAAGACCUGUUGUUCUUCCGCCUCAAGAUUCUUCAUCUGGAAAUGCUCCUCCUCGUCCUCCGCAGCAAGGAGAGAGACUGAUGUAUACAGGUGACUCUAUCUUCUUUGGUGGUCCCUUGGUAAAUAUCCCAAACAGAGAUAGCUUAAGAAACGAAGGGGACUCAGGAAGAGAGGGACAAGAGAGGAUGACAUUGGCAUUGCCUCGGGAAGCUAGAUUCAGAAGGGACUCAACCUCGAACCAGCUUCCGGUGUUUGCUCCUGUGAGUACCCGUAAGUAA
This is a messenger RNA of Arabis nemorensis, 2166 nucleotides long. The record is from the annotation of a GenBank genome assembly. Lineage: Eukaryota; Viridiplantae; Streptophyta; Magnoliopsida; Brassicales; Brassicaceae.